Pogoniulus pusillus (Red-fronted tinkerbird) is the source of this 2883-nucleotide messenger RNA. RefSeq names its product solute carrier family 39 member 3 (gene SLC39A3). Gene Ontology annotation, biological process: zinc ion transmembrane transport. The coding region runs from base 158 to 1093 and encodes 311 amino acids. The transcript is spliced from 3 exons. The record is from RefSeq and is a predicted model, not a curated record. Gene Ontology annotation, molecular function: zinc ion transmembrane transporter activity. Gene Ontology annotation, cellular component: plasma membrane. NCBI's taxonomy places the organism in Eukaryota, Metazoa, Chordata, Aves, Piciformes, Lybiidae.
CCUUUGAUUGACGUUCCUCCGGACGAAUCGGCUCUCGAGCUCUGCCGCCGCGGCCAAUGGGAGGGCGUCGUGGGCGGGCGCCGCUGCGAGGCGCUGCCCGGGCCGGCGGCGGUGGGAGCGCGCUGAGCCCAGCCGCGCUGUGCCCCCGCGGGGCAGGAUGAGGCUGGUGCUGGCCAAGCUGCUGUGCCUGCUGGGCCUCUGCCUGCUGCUGCUGCUCGGCUCCCUGCUGCCCGUGCGCCUGGCGGCGGCGGAGCCGGAGCAGGCUCCGCGCUCCAGGAAGCUCCUGGCGCUCUGCAACGCCUUCGGGGGGGGAGUCUUCCUCGCUACCUGCUUCAACGCCCUCCUGCCUGCCGUGAGGGAGAAGCUGGAUCAGGUCCUCAAGCAAGGCAACAUCACCACCGAGUACCCAGUGGCAGAGACCAUCCUGAUGGUUGGGUUCUUCCUGACUGUCUUCGUGGAGCAGCUCAUCCUGACCUUCCAGAAGGAGAAACCUUCUUUCAUCGACCUGGAGACCUUCAAUGCUGGUUCAGACGUGGGCAGUGACUCUGAAUAUGAGAGCCCUUUCAUUGCCCCCUCCCGUGGGCACCACCGUGGGCACCACCACGGGCACCAGGGCCUGAGCCUGCAGGAGCUCUCUCACUCGGGCCCCGUGCGCCUCCUGGGCUUGGUCUUUGCCCUCUCUGCCCAUUCCAUCUUCGAGGGCCUGGCCCUGGGCUUGCAGGAGGAAGGUGGCAAAGUGCUGAGCUUGUUCCUGGGGGUUGCCAUUCACGAGACCCUGGUGGCAGUGGCCCUGGGCAUCAGCAUGGCCAAGAGCUCCCUGCCCAUGAGGGACGCGGUGAAGCUGGCGGCCACGGUCAGCCUGAUGAUCCCCCUGGGCAUCAGCAUUGGCAUGGGCAUCGAGAGCAGCCCCAGUGCAGCCAGCAGCAUCGUGUCCCUGCUCCUGCAGGGCAUGGCUGGGGGCACCUUCCUCUUCAUCACCUUCUUCGAGAUCCUGGCGAAGGAGCUGGAGGAGAAGAACCAUCGACUGCUGAAGGUCCUCUUCCUGCUGCUGGGCUACGCGGCCCUGGCCGGGUUGGUCUUCAUCAGGUGGUGAGGAGGAGAGUGGUGGGAGGCAGAGCUCAGCUCAGCUCCUUCCCUGUGCAUCGGCACCGCAGCUGAGCCUCCUCAGCAGCCAGGGGCCAGGCCGAGGCUCACCGGGCCCGAGCUGAGCCACCCUGGCUGGGGAGAUGCAGCCACAGGGACCCGAGAGAGAGAGAGCAGAAGUCCCUCCUGGGGUGCUCAGAGGGAGGGCACGCAGGGGGCAGGGCACGCAGGGGCAUGGGCAGAGAUGUCAGCAGGGGCUGGCCCUGCCCUUGGGGCCGCAGCUGCCCUUGGGGCCGCAGCUGCCUGUGCUGCGGCUGACUCCACCCAGAGCCUUGAGCCUGCUGCUCAAGCUCAGAAGCUGCUUUCGGAGAGCUCCUCAAGCACUUGGCCUCCCCUGAACCCACACAGCCACCUCCCUCCCCCCCUGCUCUGCCUGGGGGUUGCCAGGCGGUGAGGAGGCAGCAGGGCAGGAGCAGGUAGGCUCCCAGCGCCUGGGCACUGCUCUAAGCUGCUUUUGCAGGCUUAGUUUGGAGCCAGAGCUGCCUGGGAGGAGCUGCCAGAAAUAACCUCCCCUGCCGGGGCUGCUCAGCUGCAGAGCUCCCUGCCCAGCAGCUCCCGGAGCUCCCUGCCCAGCAGCUCCCGGAGCUCCCUGCCCAGCCAGCUCAGCUGCCCCCAGCAGCUCCCGGAGCUCUUUCUCGGUGAUUAAAGGGGGAGGCAAAAGAGGAGCCCAGGCCAAGCUGCCCUCUCUGCCGCUGCCUUCCCUGGGGCCAGGCUCGGUGCGCGGCUCAGGGCAGCUCCUGCACCGCCCCUCUCUGCCGCAGCCCCUCCCGGGGGGUGUUCGGGGGGAGGUUGGAGCUGGAUGAAUUUUCAGGUCACCUCCAACCCGACUCGAGGAUUUUAGAGCCAAAUGCUGCUGCUUUGACCCAGCUCUGCUCCAGGCCAGGCUGGAGGAGCUCUGAGAACCACAGGGGCAGGCUGGCAGAGAGCUCCAAGCUGCUCCAGCCCUGCCCAGGCACCAGCCCAUGGCACUCAGUGCCCAGCCAGGCUUGGCUGCAACAGCUCCAGCCAUGGGCACUGCACCAUCUCCCUGGGCAGCCCAUUCCAGUGCCAAUCACUCUCUCUGCCAACAACUCCCUCCUAACCUCCAGCCUGAGCCUGCCCUGGCACAUCUUGAGCCUGGGUCACCUCCUGUCCCUGGCUGCCUGGCAGCAGAGCCCAACCCCACCUGGCUACAGCCUCCCUGCAGGCAGCUGCAGGCAGCAAUGAGCUCUGCCCUGAGCCUCCUCUGCUGCAGGCUGCACCCCCCCAGCUCCCUCAGCCUCUCCUCACAGGGCUCUGCUCCAGGCCCCUCCCCAGCCUUGCUGCCCUGCUCUGGGCACCUUCCAGCACCUCAGCAUCUCUCUGCAAUGGAGGAGCCCAGAGCUGGGCACAGCACUGCAGGGGUGGCCUGAGCAGUGCUGGGCACAGGGGCAGCAGAACCUCCCCUGCUGUGCUCCACCAGCUCCCGGCAGAGCUGCUGAGGACCAGGCUGGAUGAGGCCCUGCAGCCGUGGUCCAGGAGCUGGCAGCAGGGAGAAGCUGCCCAAGGCUGGGAAGCAGCAUCUUGGCAUCAGCAGUUGGCACAGCUGCAGCAUAUGGAGGCUGCUGGGGCUCAGCUGCCAGCUCCUGGCGCUGGCUCUCGCUAAUUGCUGCAACCUCCCCGAGCUCAUUAAUCUUCGCUUUGGAAGACCUGGAGGGGAGGGGGGCAGGGGGGAGGUUAUUUUGGGCCUCCGAUGGCACAAAGGAAGCGAAUUGGCCUCGG